UCUAUGACCACCAAAAAACCUUCAAAACAUCAAGCAAAAGUCAAAUUCUAUCAAGUUCUUUUGUUAUUAUUUAUUCACUAAAUUCCAGUAUGAAUACUUAUUAAAUUACACAAGUAACUAAUACCUAACCGUGCGAAUUCCACGAUUCUGCGAUGUCUGACAUACCGUGCGCGAUGUCUCCGGCUGCGAUGUCCCCCGCCGUCUAUGACUCGGGGGCGCCGUCACCACCCGCCCCCGUCCCCGCCCCUUGCAUGCGGUCCUGCUCGCCCCCCCGCGACAGCCUGUUCCUGCUCGAGGUACUCGUCGACAAGGUCACCUUCAAGAAGGCUCCAUGCUUCGCCGACAAGGACUUCAAGACCUGCGUGGCGGUGGCGAGCCCUGUCCUCGCCCCCUUCGAGAUCUGCGACGACGAACCCGACUCGGGUCCUCCCACGCACUCCCCUUUCAGCAGAAACUUCAACAACGGCAAGUCAUGCCUCUUCUGCAUGAAAGAAGCCGACAUCAAGAAAUCCAUGGCGAAAUUCCCCAUCAAAAUCCAAGUCUUCCGCACGCUGCCCUGUGGCUGCAUUCCUACUAAAAUCCUGAUGGGCCAAGCCGACAUCGAUAUGACGAAGGAGUUUAUUGAGACCCGCAAUCGCCAUAUGCAGGACCCGAAUGCCGUCAGCUACCAAGCGUUGAAGGACACGUUUCAGCUGCAUGUGGAUGGGGAGCCUACAGGAGACAUAUCCAUGUACAUCCGCAUCUCUUGCUUCGGAAAGCUUAUCUGUACGAAGUUCCAAGGAGCUGGAGGGUCGCUAGCUUUGGGGCAAGGAGGGACUGGUGUGACGGACCGGUCCUGCAAAUUUGAGAGGGACUUCCAGACCCCUGAGGCCCCCUGUGCCUGCGGGGUGGCAUUUGGCCACGGCGGGGGUGUGGGAGGGGCGAGGGGCAAGCCGCCAGGCUCUGGAGGCGUCUGUCCCGAAACGGGGUCACCUUGCCCUAAAUUGGUGGACGUGUACAACAGCACCCCGUGCGAGCGCGAUGAGCCGUGCUACUGCUGCGGGCCGAGACCGGAGCCCCCAGACCCCGCCGCCUGUCGCAACACCGACAAAUACUGCCUCCACGUCCCGAGAGGUAUCAGUAACAAACCGAAACAGUUCGAAGAAAUGGGCACGAGCAGUCACGGCCACGAACUCAAAAUAAAGGUGCCGGUCGCCGCAGCAGUGAUCAAGAAGCUGAGCCAGACCUGCUGCUGCCUACAGCGCCCUUUCGAGGACAAAGAGGAUCGGAAGAAGAAGGAGGCAUGUGAAGCUCCGUGCGGCAAGAAUCAGAUAAGCCUAGCGCUGCCGAAUGAAGACAUCUGCUGCAACGGGCCGCGGCCACAGAUGACCCAGUUCACUUGCACCACAGAGGGUUGCACGCAAGCGUCCAAGCACGGCCAAGCAGCCAAUGCCUCCCGUCCCUUCGUAGACCCCAACCCCAACCGAGACACCUUCGUGCUGAAGGUAGCCAAAACGGCCAUGCAAGGCGACAGGAAGGUCAAAAUGGAAAUGGAACUGGUCACUCCAAAGGGGCCUGACAAAAGACUGCCCGUGCAGAAAGCCGAUACGAAGACGCAGUCGGAGUUUGCUUGCCUGUGCGGAGUCAGGAGGCUGAAGAGGGCACGAAGGCCGAUCAAAUCAUAUUGCUGUCCGCCGGGCAACCGCGUGAUAUUCCAGAUGCCGACCGACACGUGCGGCACCGGCCACCGGCAGACCAUGCACUUCAACACCGCGCCAGGGUACGGAGACAUCAAGCGGGAUGAUCCCAACAAUCCAACAAAAGAAGAGUACCCAGGAGUGAAGUGUGACCUGGGCAAGCAGGUGAUCAAGCUGCGUAUAGGACGGACUGUCGAGUGGGCGGGACGCAAGUCUAAGCUGGAGUAUCAGUUUAUGACGCCGGUGGCCACGUCGGAAGGGGUGUCGAGGGUUGAUGCUCGCAGCGCCCAGUGUGACCCCACUUACUGCCGGCCAUGCUGUGAACUCCAGUCGCACCGAAAUCCAGCUGAAGAAGAGAGCAUCGAGAGGCAUCGCAGAGUCAUGGAACCAUCAAGCCAUCCACAACAGAAUUCCAAUACUUCAGAACCCAAGAAACACCCCGUGUCGAAACGACAUGAAUUUUUAAACACACUGAGCAAAACUUCUAUACAAUCCUCUAUUUCCGAAGACAGGUAUCAUCUAUACGAUCAACUCACAAGUAAAGCCAGUUACGGACUAUUUGGCGGAACUGUAACAGUCAUGUACGGAACGCUACUGGACUCUGCCAACAACUACCUCUGCAAUUCCAGCACUCAAGCCACAGCCCUCAUCAACAAAUGCCUGCAAGUCCCAUGCAACUUUAACAGCAUAAACCGACGACAUAUCAACACUGCACUUCUACCGCAACAGAAUUAUAGUGCAACUGAAAGCGUAACUUACGUCGUAGAAAAUUGUAAAAAGGGAAACCUAUUUAGAAAACUGGAAAAGAAAAAGUCAAAAGGCAAAGAUCCAUGCCUCUGCCAAAAGAAAGGAAAGGUUGAACCGAUUUCCCCAAUGCAGGCCAAAUGCAUCAUUCCGGAGGAUGAAAAGCAGGCAAAAGCUGUGGCGUCAACUUGCUUAUGUUCGCAGAAACCUUCUAAAAAUUAUGGCUUGGUAGGAGUAUGUCAGCACACUACAAAGGCGGAAAACGUUAGUAAAGGAGGCUGUGCAUGCCCACAAGAUGAGGCAAAGAAGUCAGGGUCACCGCAAUCAUGCUUAAAAAAGCCAACUGACAACUCAGAUAAGGCAGAAAAUUAUGUGGAGAUGAAAGAAGAUAUGGAAGUGGGGUUUGUGGAUGAGGAAAAAAGCAAGAAGAAGCGAAUAAAGUGCAAUGGCACAUGUUUGAAGAAACUAUUUAGCAAUAAAAAGCGAAGCAAAUAUGCUACACAAACAGAAACGGGCAGCUCCGCCUCAACAAACACAUGCAAUAAGAAACCUCUGCAUUUAAAACCAAUAUCUAAACCGUGCCCGGAAGAUUGUCCUCGAUUAGCCGCUAAAUCUCAUCCGACCGAAAAAGAUACAGACAGUUCGGAGGUUGAUGCUACUGUGUCUUAUAUACGCAUUGGACCAAACAAAGAGUGUCCUGCUUACGCGAGUCCUUGUCCUCCUCCCUGCGUUGCUAGACCCAUCUGCAAGCCGCAGUGCUUCGUACUGACCAAUGAAGAGGCAAAAACACCGCUCAAGACAAGCAACAUCAACAACUGUCGACGGGGAGUGUUCGAGAUCGUUGUUCGCCGCUUGACGGGAGCUCCGCUAGCGAAGAACGAGCUGAUGCUGGAGUGGUCUCCUCCACCGGUCAAGGCCCCAUGUAAACUGCCCGGCUGCAAAGUGCCACCGAGAUGCCCUCCAAUGCCAUGCGUCAGCAGGGUUAGCAGACCACAGUCUUCCUGUAAGAAGCCUUGUCCACGACCAUCCUGCGGUCGAAGUUGUGCGAAGCCUCCUUGCGCUCAGCCUUGUUUCCAGAAGAAGCCGUGCCGUGGUCCACGGACUAGAAAGACGUAUAUAGUGAAGGCUAGGUCUCAGGGUGGUGGGGGAUGCCCGCCGCCGCCGUGCCCGCGCGUGUGCGUGGAGCCAUGCAGCAGCUCGCCAUGCAUGCGGCCGUGCCCGGUGGGUCGCGGGCGCCUGCGCCGCUGCAAGAGCCUCCCGCGCCCGCGCCCGCGCCGCCCCCUCAUCUCGCCCUGUCGCAACCGCGUCACCUGCCCACUGCUGAAAUGCUGCGGCGCCGGCGCCUGCUCGCACAAAGCUUGUAAGACUAAGAAGUUCUUCAAGAGCCAGUGCCUGCCUCCUUGCCCCACUCCCUGCUAUCCGGCGUGCCCCGCGCCCUGCCCACCUUGUUGAAGCGUAUCUAGUAUAGGUACCUAGAUACAGAUUAAAACUGAUCAAAACGAAAUUAAAUUGAUGCAUACUACGACUAAAAUAAAUGAAUGAGUAAAUAAUAAC
Molecule: messenger RNA, 3974 nt
Organism: Plutella xylostella (diamondback moth)
Lineage: Eukaryota; Metazoa; Arthropoda; Insecta; Lepidoptera; Plutellidae
Source: RefSeq, a predicted model, not a curated record